GCAGAGAAGAGUCUCUCCACAUCAGAACACCUCAAAAAACACCAGCGGAGACCCACAGGGAAGAAACCUCACCACUGCUCUGACUUUAGAAAGAGUUACUCAAGAUCAUAUUCACUAAAAGUACACCAGAGAAUUCACACAGGAGAGAGAACAUAUCGCUGUAAUCAAUGUGGAAAGAGGUUUGCUCACUUAAAAACACUGGUAGUACACCUGAGAAUACACACUGGGGAGAAAUGUCACAGCUGCUCUGAUUGUGGGAAGAGGUGCACCUCUUUAGUUACCCUUAAAAUACAUCAAAGAAUCCAUACAGGAGAGAAACCUUAUAGCUGCUCUGACUGUGGGAAGAGAUGCACCUCUUUAGUUGCCCUUAAAGUACACCAGAGAAUCCAUACAGGAGAGAAACCUUAUAGCUGUGACCAAUGUGGGAAGACUUUUACUCAGUCAAACAACCUGAUAUCACACCAGAGAACGCACACAGGAGAGAAGCCUUACCACUGCUCUGAGUGCGGUAAGAGUUUCUCCAGAACAGAUACACUAAAAGUACACCAGAGAAUCCAUACAGGAGAGAAACGUUAUUGCUGCUCUGACUGUGGGAGGAGAUUUCUUUGGUCAGGACAUUUAAAAUCACACCAGAGAAGACACACUGGAGAGAAACCUUAUAGCUGUGAUCAAUGUGGGAAGACUUUUACUCAGUCAAGCAACCUGAUAGCACACCGGAGAACACACACAGGAGAGAAAUAUCACAGCUGCUCUGAUUGUGGGAAGAGAUGUACCUCUUUAGUAACACUUAAAAUACAUGAGAGAAUCCAUACAGGUGCGAAAUGUUAUAGCUGUGACCAAUGUGGGAAGACUUUUACUCAGUCAAACAACCUGAUAUCACACCAGAGAACACAUACAGGGGAGAAGCCUUACCACUGCUCUGACUGCGGUAAGAGUUUCUCCAGAUCAGAUUCUCUAAAAAGACACCAGAGAACACACACAGGCGAGAAAUCUCAUAGCUGUGAACAAUGUGACAAGAGAUACUCUGAUAAAAGAUCUCUGAUUAAACAUCAGAAAAUACAUGAAGGAGUUGUUUUAUGAUAUCAAUGAAAUGAUGUCACAAUAUAGAAUGUUUCAACAUUGUAGUAGGAGUAUUUUAAUGAUGUCACAAUGUAGAAUGUUUUAACAUUGUAGUAGGAGUAUUUUAAUGAUGUCACAAUGUAGAAUGUUUUAACAUUGUAGUAGGAGUAUUUUAAUGAUGUCACAAUGUAGAAUGUUUUAACAUUGUAGUAGGAGUAUUCUAAUGAUGCCAUAAUGUAGAUAUGACAUAUAUGAUAUCAAUGUAAUAAUAAUUAGUAUUUUAAUGAUGUUCCAUUGAUUUCAGUGUAACAUGGAUAUUAUAUAGCCUGAUAGCCUCAUCAGGGGAAAAAUCCAGGUUCUGAAUUGAAAGAUUACUAUCUAACAAAAAAAGUGUUGCGUUUCCACUUACCGCAUUGGUGACCUACUUGAAUUAAAAUGCAACACAUCAAAAUGUAGCUGUUUGUUCCUAAUUGUUGUUUAACCGGUGAUGUACAUAUUAUUCCCAGAUUCCUUGUGGUUUUUGAUCUGUUAGUUUUAACAGGACGUGCAACCCCCCCCCCCCCCCCCCCCUUUGCGCAAUUUAUUUCCAAGUGAUAUCGAUUUGAGUGAUGACAAAUAAGUGUUGCAUUUCCCUUAGUUUUGGGACCCCCUACAUUUAAAUGCAUCACUCCAACAUGUAGCUGACUCUUCUGCUAGUUGUCGUUAUUCCACUACUGAAGAAGCAUGACUCAAAUCACCUCAUAUUUCAAACAUUCAGCCUGACAAAAGAUACAUGUUUUAUUAUUCCAUGCCUCACUAUUAAGUGAAUUGUUGCUAACACCUAUUAACAAAGAGGUGUAUAUUUGGUUUUGAUGUUGAAUAUUUCAUAACAUUUUCAAUUCAUGUAACAUUUGCAACCAACUUACAAUUUGUAUAAAUGUUUAUGAAACAAUGUAAUAAAACUAGAUUAUAUUUCUGGUUGGGUAUUACAUAUAUUAUAUUCUUACUAUUUUUAUUAAUGUAAUUUCCUUAGAAUGAUCAUUAGUCUUUUCAGUUUUUAUUGCUUUUCUUUAGUAUUUAUCCUUAUGGUUGUUGUGUAGUAAAUAUUACAGUUAUUGUUAUUCUUUAGUUUUUUAUCCUCAUAUUAGUUUUUAUUUUCAUUGUUUUCCAUUAGUUAUUUCUUGUGAAGCCAUGUCUGAAAUGUUCUGUAUAAAUAAAGCUUGAUUUGAUUUGAA
Oncorhynchus gorbuscha (pink salmon) is the source of this 2273-nucleotide messenger RNA. Its product is annotated as zinc finger protein 239-like. The record is from RefSeq and is a predicted model, not a curated record. The transcript has a single exon. NCBI's taxonomy places the organism in Eukaryota, Metazoa, Chordata, Actinopteri, Salmoniformes, Salmonidae. The annotation marks the transcript as partial.